AUGAGUCCUUGCAGUGAAGCGGAGAGGAUGGAGAAGUCUCGAGUACCGUAUGCAUCGAUGGUGGACAACCUUAUAAUUGCUAUGAUGUGUAUAAGACCAAACAUUGCACAAGCAGUGGGAGUGAUGGACCUAAACCAUUUAUCACUUGCAAUUAAUAAAUUCCAUGGUUCCAUUCCCAAAGAAAUUGUGAUUAUGAGGAACCUGGAGAAUCUAUAUCUUUUUCAAAGUGGCCUUUCUGGCACCAUUCCCCAAGAAAUUGACACGUUGGGGAAACUAAUACAUCUCGACAUGAGUAGUUGUAAUCUUACUGGGUUCUUACCUAUUUCAAUUGGACCUUUGACCAAUCUAUCACUUCUCAACUUACAUGACAAUCAACUUUCUGGUCAUAUUCCUAGUGAAAUUGGUAAGUUGAUCAACCUCAAGAUUCUAUAUCUUCAAAGUAAUAAUCUCUCUGACUCUAUUCCUCGUGAAAUUGGAUAUUUGAGCAAUCUAAAUAAACUUUACCUUAAAGGAAACCAAUUGUCAGGUUUUAUUCCUCAUGAAAUUGGAUUUUUGAGAAAACUCAGUGAACUUGAUUUGACUGAGAAUUUUCUCUCUGGUAAAAUCCCUUCCACAAUAGGAAACUUGAGCAAUCUAAAUUAUCUUUACCUUUAUGGCAACAAAUUAUCUGGCAUUAUCCCGGAUGAAAUAGGAAAUUUGCAUUCCCUUCUAACAAUCCAGUUGCUGGGCAAUAAUCUCUCUGGACCAAUCCCUACUUCCAUAGGUAACCUGGUCAAUUUGGAAUCCGUUUUACUUUAUCAAAACAAUCUUUCUGGAUCCAUUCCUUCCACUAUUGGAAAUUUGUCGAAGCUUCGUGAAUUAUCUUUAUUUGUCAAUAAUCUCAGUGGCAAGAUUCCAAUAGAAAUGAACAAGAUUAUUGCUUUGGAAAAUUUGCAUCUAGCUCAUAAUAAUUUUGUUGGCCAUUUACCUCAUAACAUUUGUGUUGGUGGAAAGUUGGCAAAAUUUUCCACUAGCAAUAACCAUUUCACUAGCCAUAUUCCAGAGAGUUUGAAGAAUUGCUCUAGCCUUAUACGAGUGAGACUUGAGGAAAAUCAACUAACUGGAAACAUAACAGAUGCUUUUGGUGUACUUCCAAACUUGGAUUACAUCGAAUUGAGUGAAAACAAUUUUUAUGGUCAUCUUUCACCAAAUUGGGGGAAGUUCCGUAGCCUCACAAGCCUCAAGAUCUCUAAUAAUAACUUAUCAGGUGUUAUCCCACCAGAGCUAGGCAGGGCAAUCAAAUUACAAGCACUUCAUUUAUCCUCAAAUCAUCUUACAGGAAAUAUUCCACGAUAUUUAUGUAAUUUGGUCUUGUUGUAUGAUCUAUCCCUCAACAACAAUAAUCUUUCAGGAAAUAUUCCCAUAGAAAUUAUAUCAAUGAAGAAUCUUCAAAUUUUGAGUCUUGGAUCUAAUAAUUUGUCUGGCUCAAUUCCAAUCCAACUUGGAAAUUUAUUCAAUUUAUGGAACAUGAAUUUGAGCCUGAAUAAAUUUGAGGGAAAUAUUCCCUUAGAGCUUGCCAAAUUAUAUCUUACAACUCUUGAUCUUUGUGAAAAUUGGUUGAGGGGAAGAUUAACACAUGUGCUUGGAGGAUUAAAAAAAUUAGAAACAUUGAAUCUCUCUCACAAUAGUCUCUCAUGUGAUCUUUCUAGCUUUGAUGAUCUGAAGAGCUUGACAUCUAUUGAUAUAUCUUACAAUGAGUUUGUUCCAGUGUUUCGCAAUGCUACAAUGGAAGCAGUAAGAAAUAAUAAAGGCUUGUGUGGCAAUGUUAGUGGCUUAACGUUGAUGUGUUUGGAGACAAUGUUGAUAAGGAUAACGUUGAUGGUAUAG
Messenger RNA from Vigna angularis (adzuki bean), 1866 nucleotides. RefSeq names its product probable leucine-rich repeat receptor-like protein kinase At1g35710. The record is from RefSeq and is a predicted model, not a curated record. Gene Ontology annotation, molecular function: protein binding. Lineage: Eukaryota; Viridiplantae; Streptophyta; Magnoliopsida; Fabales; Fabaceae.